CCUCAGUGCGGAGGAAUACAGUGAGCCGUGCAGCGGUGCUUCGCCCUCUCUGCCCUCCUCCAAGCAGCCGUGCUGUUCAGUGGCAACUGUCCAUUUCCUCUCCCCUUAGCGUUAGCAAACCAGCUUAUCCAGCACCUAAACGGACAUGGCUGACCAACUAACAGAAGAGCAGAUUGCCGAGUUUAAGGAGGCCUUCUCCCUGUUUGAUAAGGAUGGUGAUGGGACCAUCACCACCAAGGAGCUUGGCACCGUCAUGAGAUCGCUGGGUCAGAAUCCAACUGAGGCUGAACUCCAGGAUAUGAUCAAUGAGGUGGACGCUGAUGGCAACGGGACCAUUGACUUCCCAGAGUUCCUGACGAUGAUGGCGAGGAAGAUGAAGGACACAGACAGUGAGGAAGAGAUCAGGGAGGCCUUCAGGGUCUUUGAUAAGGAUGGUAAUGGUUACAUCAGUGCAGCAGAGCUGCGUCAUGUGAUGACUAACCUGGGAGAGAAGCUAACAGAUGAGGAAGUGGAUGAGAUGAUCAGAGAAGCCGACAUCGAUGGAGACGGACAGGUCAACUAUGAAGAAUUUGUCCAGAUGAUGACCGCCAAAUGAAGUGGGCCCUCAUUCAAAGACAAAGAAUCAGUCAAAUGUUUCACUUACCUCUUAUUGCAAAAAUCUACAUUUAUUCAUACUGUUUCUGUAUAGAAAACUUAAACUGAAUGUUGGAAAACUGAAAAUCUGUCCACAUAAACAAGCUCAAAAAAGGUUAAAAAAAAAUAAAUAAACAAAACAAAAACACAACCAAAAAAAAAAAAAAACAACAACCCUAAAUUAAUCUGCAUGUACCGGCUCGUAUUCCCCCCCCCCCCCCCCCCCCCCCCCCCCAGCUCUGAGCUGCCCAAUCAGAUCACAACUCGUUAGCCAAGCAGCCUUUCUGCAGCCGGCUGGUUUGGCCUCUGCUGCUCUGCUUCCUGGUUCCAUCUGCGUGAUGUCAUGAUGAUUCUUUGGGCUGGCUGAUCGCCUUUCUUCUAUUACUUCCUAUUUUCUUCUUCUUCUGUUCUUCAUGCAUGCAGCUUUAGACAGGUUAUUGUGGUGAGCCCAGCGGCAGGAGGCUGCUGCUGGGCCUGAGGAGGCCCUGGGAUCCAGAGAGAGGAGGGAGGGGUUGGCUGACAGACGAAUGGGAGUGAGUGAACCAGCAGAACCUUUGCAGAUUGCUUAUCUAAAUGAACUAAGUGAUGACAGAGAUAUUUUUAAGAAAAACAUUACAGUGAAAUGAUUAAAAAAACAAACUCAUUUUAGAUUCUAUGUUUCUGGCAUGUCAGGAUACUCGCUCUAUUCUUUGUGUGUUUACCUUUUUUGGGGGGUGAAGUGGGAAUGCAGGACUGGGGCAUAGAUUUGAGCCCUGUGGGUGGUGGGUUUCUUCUUUAUUGGAGGGAAUUGGGUGGGCUUUAAAGGUGAUAUACAGGUGUAAUUUCUGAGGCAAUGUGAAGAGUGUUGCUGUAAAUAGAGUGGAGGAUUUGCAGAGUUUACUGCUUCCUAAUCUUUAGCAGUCAUGCUCAGGCAUAUUGCCUCAAAUGUUGCCCAUGUGUUACGAUUUUACGGGGGUGUUCAUUUCAGCUUAGUGGGGACGGGGUCGGUGCUUUGCGGUGUUUCUAACCUGUGGGUGUGUAUGUGUGUGUGCGUACGUGUGGAUGUGUGUGUGGAUGUGUGUGUGGGUGCGGUGAGGCCCGGCCCAGUCCAACUGUUCUGUCCUGUUCAGUUCAGUUGAUCUGCAUUCCAAGUUGUACAUGCUAGUCUUUACAUUUUGUUUUUCCAAUAAAACACCAUGAACUAA
This is a messenger RNA of Myripristis murdjan (pinecone soldierfish), 1817 nucleotides long. RefSeq names its product calmodulin 1a (gene calm1a). Gene Ontology annotation, molecular function: calcium ion binding. The record is from RefSeq and is a predicted model, not a curated record. Gene Ontology annotation, cellular component: myosin II complex. Bases 146 to 595 code for a protein of 149 amino acids. NCBI's taxonomy places the organism in Eukaryota, Metazoa, Chordata, Actinopteri, Holocentriformes, Holocentridae. The transcript has 6 exons.